AUGGCAGAGUUGCAUUUGCAGGAGGGGGAUGCUCUCUUGCGACCAUGCCAAGAGGAUAACUCGGAUCUCUUGGAUGGCUGGAGCAAACAACAAUUGCAGAGUCCAGUUCAAGAAAACAACGAUGUGAUGCUGGAGAGUUUGAAGGCGGAUUUGCAAGUCCUUUUCACAGAAGGUUGGAAGGGGCUGAAUCGUGAUUUUGCUCUUAUCCCCUACUUGCAUCCAUAUGCAGCCAUUGCCAGCCAACAGGUGAAAUUGGAUGUUGAGUGCCACAAUGUUUUUCAUAUUUUCACGGAUGGAUCUUGCAAGCGUCACAAUGCGGCAUGGGCUUUUGUCGUUCUUUGUGAAUGCAGGCUGCCAACGCAUUCACACUUAGUUCGCAUUGGCUAUGCUGCUGGGAUGAUUGAUGACUCAAUUGGGCCAGUGCGUAUGACAGCAACCGAUGCUGAGGCGACUGCCAUUAUUGCUGGGGUGGAAUACCUGUUGGCAUGCCCCACAAUUCAACAUGCGGAAAUUUUCUUCCAUUAUGACGCUUUAGCCGUGGGCCAUGGUGCAUGUGGAUUGCAAAAUGUUGUUCAGCAUGUGGAUCCCUUGUCCGAUAGACAGCAUGCUGCUCGCAUCAUGAUGUCCAUUUUGCAGCAGAGGGCAAGUGAAGUCACAGGUUUGCAUGUCAAAGCACAUCAAGGUCACCCAUGGAAUGAAUGCGCUGACAGUAUAGCUGGAUUGGUCAGACAAGGUUGGCAGCCUAUGGUCCAAACUGAAUUCCGAUCAGGACGGCUCUUGUCACAUCAGUUACGGGAAUGGGCAUGGAUUGAAGCAAAGCCGGACAGCCAGAUGCCUUCACUCGCUAUUGUGUUGAAUAAUAGCCAGGCCGAUCCCAAUGAGGGGUGGUAUGACCCGACACUAUCCCUUGAGGCCAGCAAAUGGGAGCAAGGAAAAAAGGGUAGAGACAUGAAAGAAGACCAGCAUCAUGGAUGUAGGGUUCAUCGGCUGAGAUUUGCGACGGCAAAUGUCGAGACUAUGGAGUACAAUGGUGAUUCUGAUUGCGGCAGCAUCAAAGCAAAUGAAUUGUUGCGGCAAUGCCAAUUGGAACACAUUCACAUUUGUGCAAUUCAAGAAUCCAGAGCCCGUGUGUCACGCAUGCUCACGAAUGGGCCUUUCACUCGGCUUGUUGCCAAAGGCUGCAAUGGACAAGCUGGGGUGGAAUUGUGGUUGAAUGGCGAGGAAUUGGCCAAGAUUUUCCAUUGUGUUUUUCAGCCAGAAAAAGAUGUGUGCGUGUGGCAUUCAUCGGAACGCAUCCUUGCAGCACGAUGCCAAAUGGGUACGUCAGCAUUGGAGAUUGUCGUUUUCUAUGCGCCUCAAAGAGGCCGCAGUGCGCAAGAGAAAGAACAGUGGUGGAAGCACUUCAAAUCUGUCCUGGAGAAAAGAGACAAACGAGCUCAUCUUUUCAUGCUUGGGGAUGGCAAUUGUAGUGUUGGUUCAUGUUCCGGUGAUGAAAUUGGACAUCAUGCUGCUGAUUUGGAAGACGAAGGAGGUGAACUUCUCCGUGAAAUCUGCAGGGAACAAAAACUCAUGAUUCCCUCCACUUUUGAGUGCUGGCAUGAAGGGCAGACAUACACAUUCACUAGUGCGCAUGGCGAUAGAUCCAGAAUCGACUACAUCUUGAUGCCACAAGAACUUGGUGCAAGUGUGGUGCGUUCUUUCAUACAUCAAGAUCUUGAUCUCAUGAAUGGUGACAGAGAUCAUUUUCCUCUUUGUCUGGAAUGCGACAUCAAGGUCGGUGAGAAAGAUGUGGUCAGACGCUUCAACAGGAGCCCAAUAUACCACCGAGCUGAGGCAAUGAAAAUGCAGCAAAAGGCUGCCAUGCAAGAUAUUUUGGUGAACUGUCCAUCUGUGGAUUGGUCUGUUGAUGUUAAUGACCACUGGAAUUGGGUGCGACAUCACCUGCAGCAAAAGGUCAAAGAUCUUUUUCCGUGCCAGAAGCGCCAGCAGCGUCAAUUGUAUUUCUCCAAAGAGGCUUGGAAUGUGCUUUGCUCCAGAAAGGAGAUCCGCAAGCAAUAUAGAGCCUUGCAACGUGAGAAAAGAAUUUUGAUUUUGAGAGCCAUUUGGAAGGCAUGGAAAGGAAACGUGCAGGACUCUCAAGCAGAGGAAACAUUUCGCAUGCCUUUGCAUUUUCUGAGAUGCCAAGAAGCUGUCACUUUAGAAGCGCGCAUCAGGGUUGACCAUGACUUCAAAUGCAUCAAAAGAAGAGAUUGGAGGCAGUGGAUAAAGCAACAACUUGUUGACAAAGUUGAAAAGGCCAGAGGAGUGCGGUCAGCGGAGUUGUUCAAGAUCUUGCGCCCCAAGCAAAUGAUUGCCAGAAGCACCGGCAAGUUGAUUCGUCAGCUUCCUGGACUAUGUGGAGAGGAUGGACAAUGGAAAAACAACAGGGAUGCCAUCGCCUUGGAAUGGCAAACACAGUUUGGAACCAUUGAAAACGCCGAGGAGGUUACAGCAGCAGAAUUGCUUCAACGUUCAGUUUCAAGACAUGAAGACUGUUGGCAAGCGCUAGAUCUCCUUUCAGUUCCUUCCCUCUACCAAUUAGAAUCAGCAAUCAGAGCAUUGCAGGCAGCCAAGGCCACAGGCCUUGAUGGCCUGGGAGCGGAAGUGCUUCAAGCAGAUCCAGUUGUAGCAGCCAAAAAGUUGUACCCGAUCUUGUUAAAAGCAGCGGUCAGAGGCCAAGGCGUCAUGGAGUUCGCAGGUGGAUGGUUGCUGCCAUUAUUCAAAGGACGGGGCAACCCGCAAAAUAUGGCUGGUUACAGAGCAAUACUUCUGGAAUCUGUUGUGUCAAGAGCCUUUUCGAAGGCAUGGAGACCACUGAUCACGGAAGGAUUGGCAAGAGUGGCACGACCCAUGCAGUGGGGGGGCAGACAAGGACUUUCGAUUGAGGCACUACAUCUACACGUUCAUUUCUGGAAAAGGAAUGCGAAACAUCAGCGCAAGUCUCAUGCAGUUAUUUUCCUUGACAUCAAAGCAGCGUUUUACUCUGUGGUGAAACAGUUGGUAGCAGGCACAGCUUCCGGCAUGCAGAGUUUGGAAAAAGUGUUUGCAAAGAUGAAUUUACCAACUGACAUGAAAGAGGGGUUUCUGCAGCAGACGAUGGGUGUCAAUCUGAUCAAGGAGGCUACAGGAUCAGCUGUAAUGGCCAACAGUGCAGCGGCAAUGCUGGGCUUAACAUGGUUCGUGAUACCAGAGUCCAAGUCGCUGCAAGCGCCCAUGACCGGCUCAAGGCCGGGAGACCCUAGCGCAGAUGUGCUAUUCUCGCUGGUCUUAUCCAAGGUGAUAGGUGUUAUUGAAGAAAGAGCACAGCAGACUGGCAUUCAGCUUUCACGUGAAACGACAGCUGGGCAAGUCUCGAACAUGGUCACCUGGGUGGAUGACAUCGCUUUUUCUCUCACAGAGGAUGCUGAUCGUUUGGUGGGCAGAACCAUGGAUUUGCUGGGCAUAGUACAAGAUGCAAUGCUGGAGCAUGGUCUGUCCCUUUCUUACGGGGUUGGAAAAACAGCAGUGAUGAUCUCGUUUCAUGGAAAGGGAGCGACUGUUGCACGGCAGGAAGCAGAGCAGAAGUAUGGUCAAGGAUUGGCAUUGAUGAGUGAGCACAAAGGAAAAGUGAUCAUCCCGAUCGUGGGGCAUUAUCGACAUCUUGGCGGCUUCAUCACAAGAUCGGGCUCGAGAAUCCCGGAGCUGAGGGUCAGAACUGUCGGUGCCCUAUCCAAACUCAAGCCGUUGCGACGGAUUCUUGUUCAUGAAGGUCUCCAAAAGGAGCAGAGAAGUCGGCUCAUCAAGAGUUUGGGAUUGUCAGUUUUCACAUUACACGCUGGCACACUCUUUGCUCUUACUCAAGGUGAAUAUCAAGUUUGGCAAGCGGGUAUUCACAAAAUCUACCAAUCCCUUCAUCAAAGAAAGGCAAAUGGUGAGGUGCAGCACUCCACUAUGUAUCAGCUAGCUGAUGCGAUGCAAUCACCUAUGCCUUUGGAACUGAUGUAUCUUUGCAGGCUGCGUUUGUUGGUGCAUCUUUUCAAGACAGGAGAUGCUUACAUGAUUGCGGCGAUUGUGGAGAAUUUCGAGAUUGAGAAAGAGAAUUCGUGGCUUCAAGGGGUUUUUCACAGUUUGAAAUGGUUGGAAAAUCAAGUUGGCGCAGAACAUGUGCCAGAGGAGCUUUUUCAGCUGAUGGACCCGCAAGUUUGGAAUUGGUUUCAAGCAGGAGCUCAUGAACUCAAGGGUUUGAUCAAAAAGGCAGAGCAAUCUCACUUGUGCAAGGUCAAAUCAUUUUGCGAGUUGAAAACUCAUGCGGAGGUGCAAGAUCAAAUCUGCAGAGAAAUGGGAUGGACCUUGGAGGAGGAGAGUGAGAAAGGAGAGGAAUCCAGCACAAGUGCAGGCUUUCAUGAAUGCACUGAAUGUGGGGCGAAGUUUGACAAGGCCUCUUCAUUGGCCACCCAUGAGCAACGCAAGCAUAACAAACGGGUUGCUCGGAGGAGGGUGGCAUGUGAUGCAGCAUGUCGGGCAUGUGGUCGGUUUUACCACACGCGGCCUCGCAUGAUCAAGCAUUUGCAGAUGGCGAAGUCAGGAUGCUGGAUUUUUCAUUUACGAAAUUAUGUUCCCAUGUCUGAAGAGGCAGCAGCCGAGCUUGAUGAGCAUGACAGAAAGAGGGGAGUGGCUGCUCAUCAGAAAGGGCUUGUGGAGCACUCCUUAGAUCAAGGUUGGCGAUGGUGCACUGAUCAGGAGCUGGCGGAAUGGGCAGCUCUGGGCAUGUUACCUCCAGGGCAAGGAGGCAGACAAAUCACAUUGAGAAACGCAACUGAAUGGACGGUGCACAAUGUGGGACAAGAAGCAACCAAAUUUGAGCAUCAGCUCCUUGACAGAGCCACCAGAUGGAAUCCGAAUCCGGAUUGGAUCCCUAGAGGCUCAUUCACCCUGGAACACCCAAAGGGCUGUGGAGGUAAGGACAACAAGUGGACCAUAUGGGACUCAUCCUUUAUCAAGCAGCUCAUGUUGGCAGGGGACAUCAAGCUCUGGACAAUACUUCAGGGCCCGUUGGGACAACCAUGCGCCAAACCAACCAAUCUUCUGGCAGCGAGGUUGGAAAGGUUGGGGGCGGCCAUCUAUGAAGGCUACAACAAGCGAUGGCGGCCGACGACAAAGCUUGGGGGCCGUGAAGGCUCCCAGUGGAAAACGGCCCGUGCAAAGGCAUAUCCACCAGCUUUGUGCCGCAUACUAGCGCAGCAGCACAUUGCCUUCGCUGAGCAGCAAAUUGGGGAGGGAACAACCCAGGAACCGGAAGGUUUGGAACAAGCAUUGGAUGCACUGGCGAAUUCCUAUGACCCUUAUUGGCUAGAAGCGAGGGGCACAAAAAUGUGCUCGGAUUACAAUUUUGGAAAGAUUCCAGAGGACUCAGUAGUCACCUAA
Molecule: messenger RNA, 5442 nt
Organism: Cladocopium goreaui
Lineage: Eukaryota; Dinophyceae; Suessiales; Symbiodiniaceae
Source: the annotation of a GenBank genome assembly